AUGAAGUCUCCUUUUGUGUGGAUUUCUUUGUGUUCAUUGGGUUUUUACCAACUUGGAUUUUGCACGUUUUUGCAUCAACCCUGUGGAAAUUCCCUGGGCCCGAAAAUUAUGAAUGGCACCAACGCAAAUUAUGCAAAGGCUUCGUAUAUGGCAAGUAUUUCUAAUUUAACAAUGGUAUUCUGCGGUGGCACGGUUAUUCAUAAAGACUUUGUAUUAACGGCUGCUCAUUGUAUCCAUGGAAAGAAAGACACGCUGUUCGUGAAUCUUGGAGCGUACAACAUUAAUCACCCGACCGAUAAGAUUCGAGUUAGAUAUAGUAUGCCCCAUCCAGAAUUCAACAAGAUGAACUACGUUAACGAUAUAGCGCUGCUAAAGUUGGAGAGGAGUGUACAUUUUUCGUUUUAUAUCCAAGCAAUAUGCAUUUUAAUGGACAACAUUAUGGCAAAUCAUGUAAGGCGGUAUAACGCGCUUGGCUGGGGAAAAACAGAAAACGCCGCGCAUAGCGAUAUUCUUCAAGCCAUUUCGCUGAACCGAACGGAUCCAAUGGAUUGUUAUAUUCGGAUGGGUCUAUACCCCGAUCCGAAACAGAUUUGCGCGAAAAGCUACGGAGAUACAUGUAGCGGCGAUUCUGGCGGUCCGUUGAUAACCAAAAUUUGGAUCACAGGACGGAGUUUCGACACGCAACUCGCCAUCAUCAGUUAUGGAACUACAGAAUGCGGUGGAGUGGGUAUAUAUACCGAUAUCUCGCCGUAUUUGGGCUGGAUUGCACAAAACAUUGAGAUCAAUCCAGGUGACCGGGUAACAAGGAAAGUCAACGAUGUGUUCCUGUAUGAGGACUGCACUGGGCAUGCAAUAAACUCUAUUCUUACCGCAAACAUUUAUGGACAUCAUUUCAACGCGAAGGGUGUGCUGAUCACCGAUCGCCAUGUGCUGACGAUUGCAGACAUCUCUCGAGAAAGCCCCUAUUCCUUGGCCAUUGAACUGAUGGGAAGAGGAUUCCGUGCUAACGCGUUUUUUAAGGUGCCCGACAACAUUGGUAUAGUACUGAUUCACCUGAAGAAUCGCUUGGUAAUCAGAGAUGCCUUGAAACCGAUCUGUUUUCUGGAAACUGCCAAGUUCGAUGGUUCUUUGAGUAUCACUGGCCUAAUGCCACAUGGCUCAAGCAAUUACGUCACUAAUGUGAUGAGCCUCAAUUGGAAGAUGUGUGAGCAACGGUUGGGGAAAAAAAUCAAAGCCAAUCAGUUUUGUGUGAAAAACAUUAACGGACAAAGUGCACCUCAAAACGCUGGAACAACUGGCGACUUAUUGGUAAAGGAAGUCUCGAAUGCCUUGAGCAUGAGGCAUAUCACUCUAUUGGGCUUGGUAGACUUUUCGGUUAAUGGCGUAUACGUAAUAACAAGUGCUUUGGCACAUGCAGAAUGGAUUUCGGGAAUAGUAAGCCAGACAUGAUAGUUCUUCUCAAGUUAAUGGUACCUAGAUUAUAAUUGAUGCACUUAAAAACUAUGAGUAUUUUCGGGUAUUGUUUUCAAUAAAAGCAAGGUCAUUUCAGU
Molecule: messenger RNA, 1550 nt
Organism: Drosophila santomea
Lineage: Eukaryota; Metazoa; Arthropoda; Insecta; Diptera; Drosophilidae
Product: CLIP domain-containing serine protease 14D
Exons: 7
Coding region: 1-1449 (482 amino acids)
Biological process (GO): proteolysis
Molecular function (GO): serine-type endopeptidase activity
Source: RefSeq, a predicted model, not a curated record